UCUCUCUCUCUCUUCACUCUCUUUCUUCUUUCUCUCACUAAAAAAAAAACUAGCGAUCGAAGAGAAUCAUCAAGAAGCUACUGUCAGAGAAAUCAAACCCAAGAACACAAGAAUCAUUAUGGGAGCUGAAGAAGAAACCAAUAAGACAUGGCCUCCAUGGCUAAAACCUCUACUUAGAGAAAAAUUCUUCGUACAAUGCAAAUUACACGCAGAUUCACAUAAGAGUGAGUGUAACAUGUACUGUUUAGACUGUACCAAUGGUCCUCUCUGUUCUCUAUGUCUCUCUUUCCACAAAGAUCAUCACGCUAUUCAGAUAAGGAGAUCUUCGUAUCAUGAUGUUAUAAGAGUGUCGGAGAUUCAGAAGUUUCUUGACAUAACAGGAGUUCAGACAUAUGUGAUCAACAGUGCUAAGGUUGUGUUCUUGAACGAGAGACCUCAGCCUAGACCAGGCAAAGGUGUGAUCAAUACUUGCGAAGUCUGUUAUCGAAGCCUCGUUGAUUCCUUCAGAUUCUGCUCUCUUGGUUGCAAGAUCUCUGGAAUAUCGAAGAAGAAAAGAAAGGAAUGGACGAAUAAUCUUUCGGAUUCCGAUGAUUCGUAUAGUAGUACGAGUAUCGGAAGGCUCAAGAAGAAUGAUGACAUUAUGAAUAAUGGUUUCAUGCCAUCAACACCGCCUCUAUCAGCCGUGAAUCGCCGAAUUGCAAAACGAAGGAAGGGAAUCCCUCACCGUGCUCCUUUUGGAGGACUAAUCAUAGAAUACUAAGAAAAUGGUAAUGUAUAGUCUUAUGCUAAUAACCAUCACUAGUAGUU
This is a messenger RNA of Arabidopsis arenosa, 807 nucleotides long. NCBI's taxonomy places the organism in Eukaryota, Viridiplantae, Streptophyta, Magnoliopsida, Brassicales, Brassicaceae. The record is from the annotation of a GenBank genome assembly.